Messenger RNA from Tachysurus fulvidraco (yellow catfish), 6887 nucleotides. It is a transcript of the gene adcy3a, whose product is annotated as adenylate cyclase 3a. NCBI's taxonomy places the organism in Eukaryota, Metazoa, Chordata, Actinopteri, Siluriformes, Bagridae. The transcript has 20 exons. The record is from RefSeq and is a predicted model, not a curated record. Gene Ontology annotation, molecular function: adenylate cyclase activity. Gene Ontology annotation, biological process: intracellular signal transduction; adenylate cyclase-activating G protein-coupled receptor signaling pathway; cAMP biosynthetic process. The coding region runs from base 1385 to 4825 and encodes 1146 amino acids. Gene Ontology annotation, cellular component: plasma membrane.
AGAGAGAGAGAGAGAGAGAGAGAGAUCCGAGGCUAUUUCCCCCUGUUUAAUCAGUAAACGCAUACAAUCUCAACCGGUGACUUUUAUUGGUGAAAACAGGGACACUUCCAAAUAAUAAUCACGGGCUUCUGGACUGACAAAGAUCUCCAGUCGUGUCUUCCGUGUGACUUCUGCGGUUGAAUUUCCCACGACAUAUAAGACUUAUCCUUUGCUUACUAGCGAAAGAGACGGAUCAUCGGACACAAUACUGAUACCAGCACGUCCAAUGGAGUUACCGGUAACUGGCUGCAGACUUUCGUCAUGUCUGCAUGUGGUGGAUCCUGUGUAGAUAACAUCGGAUCUCAUUGUGGUGGAUCUCAUUGUGGUGGAUCCUGUGUAGAUUACAUCGGAUCUCAUUGUGGUGGAUCUCAUUGUGGUGGAUCCUGUGUAGAUUACAUCGAAAUUGAAACCGUCGUUUCUUGGGAUUUUUACUGCUCUCUCGGUAUCAGGUCAUAAAUGUACCAUAUGUAACAGGACCAAUGUAACUGUUUACACACACACACACACACUCCCUCCGUGCAGAGAGCGCAACAUGUAUUUCCUGUAAGUGUCCCUUUCUUUUUUCCCACGGAAGACUACACGGCGUAAUGGACUGAUAGAGAACCCACGAUGAACGCAAACAAACGGUGUUGACUUUGCUGUCAUAUGAAAAGCGGAUGAAAUACGACAUUAAACCACGAAGGCCUAUUCGUGCAAGUAUUGCAUUUUCGUUAGCGUUUCAGGCAUCCGUUGCGGCUGUUUCUUGUAUGAUGCUUUGAGAAAAAUAUACACCUAAGCCUAAUUUAACUUCUCCGAAGCAUGCGUUACAUCUGAAAGAAAAUAAGAAAAAUCUCAUCGCUUCCUUCCUACAGCCUGCGUCCAUUGUCUCUGCCAGGCUUCACCAUGGAAACGUAGCGCGAGCGACCAUGAUGGUAAAUCGGGCAGGAAACACACACAGCGUCGCAUAUGUAAACAACCAUGGUUAGAGGGACAUAUUUCUCUUAAACUCUUUCUUUUUUUUCAGGAAAGCACUCUGUGGCCUGUUUUUUUUUUUUUGUUGUUGUUUUUUUGUUUUUUUUUGCACAUCUUCCUGAUAACAAAUGUAUCGAGCUCAAAGAGUGUUCUUGUAUUAGGUUACCGUUUACAGUGCCAAAGUGUUAAACAUUACUAGUCACUUAAAGGUCCAGUGGGAUGACCAGCAUCUGUGUGAAAUAAAUUAAAUGGACAUGCAAGAUUCAGUUUAGCCCAGGGAUAGACAAUCAGGAGUCCACACUGAAUCCAGUCAUCAGAUGUAACUCUCAGGGCGACAGCUUGUUUGACAUGGGAGUGAAGAAGGUGCCAGACAAGCCAGCACAAUGUACUUGUAAUGUACUUUUUAAGAACCACUUGUCUAAAGAGUAACAGGGAUAAUAAGGAUCUAUUUUUCAUUCUUCAAAUAAGCUAUUUGAUCUUCAAAAUGCCUCGGAACCGGGCUUUCUCUGAACCAGAGUACUCUGCUGAGUAUUCAGCAGACUGCUCAGUCACGUUGCCCUCUGAUCCUGGCCAAGCAGUGGGAAGAACCCAUGAGGUCACCGUACGUAACUCAGGCUGCUGUUUGUGUCUCCCUCGCUUCAUGCGUCUCACAUUCACACCAGACUCACUGGAGAACCUCUAUCAGACUUAUUUUCGAAGACAGCGGCAUGAAACCCUGCUGGUGUUGGUGGUGUUUGCAGCCCUCUUUGACUGCUAUGUGAUUGUGAUGUGUGCUGUGGUCUAUACCAGUGAUAAGCUGGCAUCUGUGGCUGUAGCAUGCGUAGCCUUAGCUGUGGACAUUGUGCUCUACCUACUAUGCCGCUAUGGCCUGCUGCCUGAGCGCAUUUCACGCCGGCUUGUGCCGUAUGCCCUGUGGGUGCUUAUAGAUGCACAGAUCUUCUGUUAUCUAGGAUUGAACUUUGCCCGCUUCCACCAGGCCAGUGACACAGUAGGUUGGCAGGCCUUCUUCAGCUUCUCCUUCUUCUUGACACUGCCAUUACGACUGACACCUAUUGUGCUCAUCACAGCUGUGUCAUGUGGUGUGCACACGUUGGCACUUGGCGUCACCAUCGCACAGCAGCAGCAAGAAGACAUCCAAGGAGCUGCUCUCGGGAGACAGCUAUUUGCCAACAUCCUGAUCUACAUAUGUGCAAUUACCGUGGGGCUUAUGUCAUAUUACAUGGCUGAUCGCAAACAUCGCAAGGCCUUUUUGGAGGCCAGGCAGUCUCUGGAGGUGAAGCUGAAUUUAGAGGAACAGAGUCAGCAGCAGCAACGUCUACUGCUGUCCAUUUUGCCCAAACACAUAGCAGACGAGAUGCUACAAGACAUGAAGAAAGAGGCAAGUCAGAAAGAGAUGCAGCAGUUCAACACCAUGUACAUGUAUCGGCAUGAAAAUGUUAGUAUUGUGUUUGCAGACAUUGUGGGAUUCACCCAGCUUUCUUCUUCCUGUAGUGCACAGGAGCUAGUCAAGCUGCUUAAUGAGCUGUUUGCCCGCUUUGACAAACUGGCUGCUAAAUAUCACCAACUGAGGAUUAAGAUCCUUGGGGACUGCUACUACUGUAUCUGUGGCCUUCCAGAUUACAGAGAAGACCAUGCAGCCUGUUCCAUAAUGAUGGGAUUGGCCAUGGUGGAAGCUAUUUCCUACGUUCGAGAGAAGACGCAGACAGAUGUUGACAUGCGUGUUGGGGUGCAUUCUGGGACAGUUCUUGGUGGUGUUCUGGGACAGAAGCGCUGGCAGUAUGAUGUCUGGUCCACAGAUGUCACAGUGGCCAACAAAAUGGAGGCUGGAGGUAUACCUGGGCGUGUGCACAUCUCUCAGAGUACACUGGAGUGUCUUCAUGGUGAAUUUGAUGUUGAGCCAGGGAAUGGAGGAGCACGCUGUGAAUACCUGAGGGAGAAAGGCAUUGAGACAUACCUUGUUGUUGUUCCCAAAGGACCAGUGAGUAAGAAUGGAAUCAAUGGAGUGAAGCUGUCGGUGACUUCAUCUAAUGGGAACUCUCCUCUGUUGAUCAACACUACAGAAUGUAAUGGCAGUGUACACACAGCCUGCACCACACCUGAAGAACCAGAAGAGCUGGACACACGGGUGGUGAAUCCCUCAUUUCCAAACCCUCGGCGGCGUCUUCGUUUGCGAGACCUUGCUGAGAGAGUUAUCGACGCUCAAGAAAAUGAACAGGAGCUCAAUAAACUCUUGAACGAGGCACUGCUGGAGAGAGAGACAGUGCAGGCAUUAAAGGGAAAGUACACUAACCGCCUUUCGCUGCGCUUUGUGAACCCUGAGCUGGAGACACGUUUCUCAGUCGAAAAGGAGAAGCAGAGUGGAGCCGCCUUCAGCUGUUCCUGUGUAGUGCUGCUUUUUACAGCAGCAAUUGAAGCACUUAUAGAUCCUCUGUUGAUAGCCAACUAUGUGACUCUAGCUGUGGGGGAAGUGCUGCUGCUCAUUCUCACCAUCUGCUCCCUGGCAGCCAUUUUCCCACGGGUAUUUCCUAAGAGACUGGUGUUGUUCUCCACAUGGAUUGAUCACACACGCUGGGCUCGCAACUCUUGGGCCAUGGCAGCUAUAUUCAUCCUUACAUUGGCUGACAUAAUAGACAUGCUAAGCUGCCAGCCUCCACAGCCUGUUGGGGACGUUUCUCCAGCCCCAGGUGGACUAGGCGGAUGUCUGGAGAACCCCAAAUAUUACAGCUACAUUGCUGUAUUAGCGCUUAUUGCUACUACCAUGCUGGUGCAGGUCAGCCACAUGGUGAAGCUUACUCUGAUGCUGCUGAUCACAGUAGCCUCAGGAAUCGUCAAUAUGUACAGUUGGAGGGAAAUCUUUGACCAGUAUGAUCUUACCCACUAUAAGAAAUACAGAAUAUACCUCGUGCCAUCCAAAUAUACAAUGACUGUGAUGAUCUUCAUCAUGAUGGUCAGCUUCUACUACUUUGCACGACAUGUGGAGAAACUGGCCCGCACACUGUUCCUGUGGAAAAUUGAGGUACAUGAGCAGAAGGAGAAGGUGUAUGAGAUGAGACGCUGGAAUGAGGCUCUGGUCACAAACAUGCUCCCAGAGCAUGUUGCCCGUCACUUUCUGGGCUCUAAAAAGAGGGAUGAGGAACUGUACAGCCAGUCCUAUGAUGAGAUUGGGGUCAUGUUUGCCUCUAUCCCAAAUUUCUCAGACUUCUACACAGAGGAGAGCAUCAACAAUGGGGGUAUCGAGUGUCUGAGGUUCCUCAAUGAAAUUAUCUCUGAUUUUGAUAGUCUUCUGGAUGAGCCUCAGUUUCGCUAUAUAACCAAGAUUAAGACCAUAGGCAGCACUUACAUGGCAGCAUCAGGAGUCACUCCUGACACCAACGCUAAUGGCUAUGCUUGCAUGAAGCAAAAGGAGGAGCUGUCUGAUAGAGAGCGCUGGCAGCACUUGGCAGAUCUAGCGGAUUUUGCUUUGGCCAUGAAAGUUACUCUGAUGAACAUUAAUUAUCAGUCCUUUAACAACUUCAUGCUUCGUAUUGGGUUGAAUAAGGGUGCUGUUCUUGCUGGGGUCAUAGGGGCUCGAAAGCCUCAUUUUGACAUUUGGGGUAACACUGUUAAUGUGGCCAGUCGCAUGGAGUCUACAGGAGUGAUGGGAAACAUUCAGGUGGUGGAAGACUGCUAUAACAUCCUGAAGGACUAUGGGUUCCGUUUUGUGAGAAGAGGACCAAUCUUUGUUAAGGGGAAGGGGGAGUUGCUCACGUAUUUUUUAAAAGGACGAGAAAAACAGGGUUCCUUCAUCAAUGGCUCUUCAGUCACAUUGCCUCAUCAGGUGGUGGACAGCUCUUGAACUACCUGCAUAUAAAACCAACAAAUACAAAACUCCACACCCCAUAUACUGUAUGUAACAUACAUAUAACAACUAAGAUCUUUUAAAGGGGAAUUCCAUAGAUUUUCAAAAUAAUUCAUUGUUGAACAUAAUUAAGUCCUACAGACUGAAGAGAAGAGAAGUACUAACAUUUGUGAUAGGAACCUGGGCUUGUCUCUUCCACUUUAUAUUAUUAUAUUAUUCACUUUACAGUGAGCUGUUCAAUAAGCAGCAUUGUGAAAUGUACGUUGGACAGAAGAAGACGUUUGGUUUCUGUUUGCAAAAAAUUACAUUUUCUGUACCUGCUCAUCAAACGUCUGCCGUGAGCUGUUCAUUUUCUUUAUCAGUGUUCUUUAGUCUGUCUCAUGCGCACACAAAUCCUCAUCUGCAUUAAAACCUACUCAGCCUUUGAAUACUUUUCAAAAGCUUUAAAAAAGCUAUCAUUGAUAGUAAAUAGUCUAAAAGAAUAGAUGUGUUGAUUGGCUAUAAUUAUAACAAGAAUUCACAUGUAACAGGAACGGUAUAUAGCUGUUAAAAGGCAUUUCUGCUGUUAAUAUAACCAGAGCAGGGCUACAAACUAUAUUUACUGCAAAAAUGCCUGUCAGUCUGGGAGCUGGGCUUCCAUGCAUCGUGCAAAAGCUGGAAUGAGACAGAAGUUACAGAAGUAACCAAAGCUCAUACGAAAAAUAAAUAAGGCCAGGAGAGGUUAGGAGACUUUACACAUUUCAAACUGCUGGUUCCUAUUACUGCUAUUGUAGAUAUUUCUGUCUGGAUAGUGUAUAUUUCAUCAGACAAUCUGAAAAUGUCUUUUCUAAAUUUGAUUAAAUCUGGAAUUCCCCUUAAAAUAUAUUGGUUGCAUAUUAAAAGGAAGGCAUACAACAGAAAUGGAGUGUAAAAUGAGAUUUACUCUGAUCACAGGAGAAAUACAGGGUUAUACUGUACUCUUUUAAAUAAUAACUAGUUGUAUGGAUCGAAUGAAGAAUGAGUGAAUUUCCAUUAAAAAAAAACACAAAAAAAAAAAAACUUAUCUGCUAAAUCAGUAAAAUUAUUGUUUGAGUAAAAAAAGCAAACAAUAGAUUUAGUGACCCUGUGGAUAAAGUUGAGAUUGUACAUGACAGUGCUUUUAAAGUUUACUUUAAAGAUGAUCCUAUAUAGGUUAUAGUUAAAAAUUCUUUUGUAUGUCUGCAAUUUUUGUUAAUUGAAGAGCAAAAUAUAAAGAGAAGCAGACUGGUCCUCUCUGCCAUUAUGUGUGUGCAGAUGCAUGCACGCAGAACUGUGUGUGUUAUUGCCUGCUGUUCUCAACAUCUUUUUAUCUACCCCUUUUCUUUCUGUGGCUUUGGACUUUGCAGCCAUUUUAUGCUCAUCCCAUUUUUCUACCCAGUUUUAAAGUGUUUUAGUGUGCCAUGCAAGAAGUGCCAUAACAUAAUUAUGUGUCCUGUAUACAUGUUCCUCUGGGGUGAUUGACGUGUCACUGUGAGCAGGUGAAAUGCAAGUGUGUAUGUACAUUAUGCAUGCACUAGUUGAAAGUGCAGCUAGAGUCAAGAGAUUUUUUGGCAGUAUUGGAGAUAUGAAGGCUUCUCAGAUCUCUGAUUAUAUUCCCCUCAAAGACUUUCCUAAAAUCCUAGAUGAACGUGCAAUAGUUUAUUCUUUUACAAUGUUCUGUUAUCCAAUACCCUUUGCAAAAACAUUCUCUAUUCAGUAAGUCAUAUUUUUAUAUUGUAUAUGUUUAAUUCAAAAGAGUAUCGGAAUCAGAAUCCGAUGUGUUGACACACAAGGGAUUUGGUUCCAGCUGUUUGUUGUGCAGUUUUAUCUGGUACAACAUUGAGUGAUGUGACAGGCAACAGUUUCCUGUUUAUUUAUUGCAGAUAUCAGGGAAAUUGAAUGAGAAACCACAGACAGAAUUGCAAUUGCUGUUUUUGAAUUGUUAUGGAUUCUGAAGAAAUGUCACAUUGAUUGUUUUUUCUGGCCUGUUACGGGUUUUGAAAUAUGAUUUGAUUUUUUAAAAUGUCCUUGGACAUGAGAAUAAAAAUGGCACUUUGAAUGA